UGUCACGUGAAAAGUUCACAUGACAUUCAUGUGAUUAGUGAUAUUCGGGUAAAAAUAGAUCUACAAUAUUGCAAGUGGAAGUACACAAUGCACUCCUGUAAUUACCUGUUUUUGGCCUGCGUUGCGCCACUUGUUUUAGGGUUAAAUGAAAAUUUCCAGGCAUGGAAACAACAUUUUGGAAAGCAUUACAGAAAUUCAAGAGAAGUAAAUUACCGGUAUGGAAUCUGGAAACGAAAUUUGGAUCUAGUUUAUCGUAACAACAAGGAUAAUACUUCCGGAUUUCUCAUGGAAAUGAAUAAAUUUGCAGAUGAGAAACAUGGUGGAUAUAGAAAGCCUUUGGUCUUAAAAACCUUUCCUGUAAACUUGAACAUGCUAUACUCUGACGAUGUUCCCGAUUCCUUUGAUUGGCGCAAAAAAGGCGCCGUAUCACCAGUAAAAAGCCAGGGUCAGAUGGGCAGCGCACUGGCCUUCGCAACAGUUGACUCAAUUGAAAGCAUGCAUUUCAUUAAAACCGGACAACUGGUUGAACUUAGCACUCGAGAAUUAGUACAGUGCUGCAAUGCUUCCAUGAUGAGUCCAACCUUUGACUGUGUCCAAAAACUAGGAGGUGUCUGUAGUGCUGCCAGCUACCCCGACUCUCGCACCUGCCAGAGUAAACAAUGCACCCCUGUAGCUAAAGUGACUGGAGUUACACAAGUAAAGAAAGGAGAUGAAGGGGACCUAAAGAUCGCCGUGUACAGACAGCCAGUGGUGACAGCGGUAGAUGCCAGUCACUCCUCCUUCCAGCUGUACCGUAGUGGGGUCUACUAUGAACCCAGGUGCUCGUCAACCCGACUAGACCACGCCCUCUUGGUCGUGGGCUACGGCACUCUAGACGGAAAGGAUUUUUGGAUCGCCAAAAACUCAUGGGGCAUUAAUUGGGGCAUGAAAGGCUACAUACUGAUGAGCAGGAACAAGAACAAUAACUGCGGUAUCGCUACUAGCGCAAUGUACCCGGACGGGAUGUGAACUUCUAGCACAUUAACUUACUCAGGAGAAAUGUAACUGAAAUCAGUAUUCUAUGCCAAAUAAAUCUGAUUUUCUAUGAA
Messenger RNA from Magallana angulata, 1088 nucleotides. Its product is annotated as procathepsin L-like. NCBI's taxonomy places the organism in Eukaryota, Metazoa, Mollusca, Bivalvia, Ostreida, Ostreidae. The annotation marks the transcript as partial. The transcript is spliced from 5 exons. Gene Ontology annotation, cellular component: lysosome. The record is from RefSeq and is a predicted model, not a curated record. Gene Ontology annotation, molecular function: cysteine-type endopeptidase activity.